GGUCGUCACAGGCUUUGGCGGGACGUCAUUUUUUCUAUGGUCUCGCCGUAUCAGAAACUGAUAUUUCAUCUUACAAUCACACCUCCACUUCACCUUAUUAAUGGCGAUAACCCCACAAUUACUGCCUCUUUACGCCACCAUCGCCACCGCCACCGCCACCGCCACCGCCACUAUCAGGUCCGAAAGCUCGAAACCCUCUACUGUCCCCUACUCUUCCCUCUCAAGAUUUCCUCAUUUCCCUUCCCUCCUAAGCACCUCUGCCCACAUCCUCCUUUUGGUACCACAUGCCCAUUAAUUAUUUUUUGUUUCUUCUUUCUCUUUUUCUUUGUUUGGGUUAGUUUAUUGCCUGCUCUUUCUUCCCAUUUAUUUAUUUAUUAUUUUGGUUUGGCUUUGAAUCUGAGGCUUGAACUUGAAAGUUUUCUAUUGAACAGUGGUAUCCCUGUUCAGUUCACUGCAUUUUGGUGCUUUCUGCAGUAAAAUUCGAGUUGGGUUUUGACGUUUUGUUGAAUAAAAACAGUGCUUCACCUUUCAUCAUCUGCCUUUUGAAAACAUUUUCCCACAUUUGGCUAUUCAUUAGGUUUCAGAUUCUCUUUCCCUUUUUUGUUUUUUCCGCCUGCUCCCCCGCUCCUCCUGUGUCAGCUCUGAGUUUGGGUUCGAGAAAUCUCGUGGAGCCUUUUUGUCGGGUUCUAUCACAGGUGCUGGGUUCAGUGGCAUUGCCUCCGAACUGUUCUCGUUUUGAACGGAAUCCAACCCCCCCACCCCCCAAGACUUGGAUCCAGGGAGUUCGCAGUAGCAUUUGAGAUUGAUCCUGUGGUUGACACGAUGGGUUUCUGGGUUGAUUUCUAAUGAACAAGGAAGUGGACUCCUCCCAUUGUCAGCAACCAGUUGAUUGAAAAUAAAGUAAUGUCGAGGAUUGCAAAAUGGAAGCUUGAAAAGACCAAAGUAAAAGUGGUAUUUCGGCUGCAAUUCCACGCUACACAUAUUCCACAAACUGGAUGGGAUAAAUUGUUUAUAUCCUUCAUUCCUGCCGAUUCUGGAAAGGCAACAGCAAAGACGACCAAAGCAAAUGUGAGAAAUGGUACCUGCAAAUGGGCAGAUCCAAUUUAUGAAACUACAAGACUUCUCCAGGAUGCCAAAACUAAGAGUUAUGAUGAAAAGCUUUAUAAAAUUGUUGUGGCAAUGGGUUCUUCGCGGUCUAGCUUGCUUGGUGAGGCUAACAUUAACCUUGCUGAUUAUGCUGAUGCAUUAAAGCCUUUUUCUGUUGCUCUGCCUCUUCAUGGAACUGACUCUGGAACUAUUUUACAUGUCACUGUACAGCUGCUAACCUCUAAAACUGGUUUCAGAGAGUUUGAGCAACAAAGAGAACUCAGAGAGAGGGGCCUAACAAAUACUGAUCAAAAUAACCACUAUGAAUCCGCUGAAGGGAAGGUAUCAUCCUCUGAGGAGACUGUUAGUGAUCAGUUGCACAAGGUCAAUGCAAGAGUUAGAUUCAGACCAGGAUCUAAAGAACUUCCUGCACUCGAAGAAGAGGCAGGCCUGACUGAGUCCACUGACUCUGCUGUUGGAUUUGAUGGCUCAUCCAAUACUUCAGAAAGUUUAUAUGCUGAAAAGCACGAGAUAUCCAGUGCACAUAAUAUUGACAGCCUUCAGAAUACAGUCUCUGGUGAUUUAGGUGGACAUUCCCUUAAUCAAAGUCCUCAAACAGAGAAAGGUGAUCUGUCUGAUCAUCAGCUUCAUGGCUGGGGUUCAGACUAUUCCAUGGAUAAUGACUUGGCAAGUGCUUAUGAAGAGAACAUUAGACUUAAAAGUAGCUUGGAAGUGGCUGAGUCAUCUAUUUCUGAGCUUAAGCUGGAAGUGGACUCCUUACAAAGUCAUACCAAUGAAAUGGGGAUUGAGACACAAAAGUUUGCAGAACAAAUGGCUGCUGAGGUUGCUUCAGGAGAAGAACUUGCAAAAGAGGUUUCUUUGCUGAAAUCAGAGUAUUCAAAGUUCAAAGAUGACAUUGAGCUGCUUAAGCAUUCUAAAUUAAGCCCUCUACUUUCUAGCAGCGAAACUAUUUCAGCAUACCAGGAUCACUUAUUUCAAGAUUUACAAUUCAGAGGGCUAAAGGGGCUUCUGAUUAUUGAGGAUAAGUUAAAAGAGCUUCAAGACAAGGCUGGAUUUCAUCAAGGGGACUUUGGGUUUCUUCAUCCAGACUUUGAGGCACUAUUUGGUGUUCUGCAGGAUCUCAAACAAGGAACUGGACAGACGCUUUCUCUGCUGAAGACGUCACAGUCAGAAAAAGCAAAUGGAAAGGAGAUCAGCGAAACAGGUUUACAUAAAAAUGAAAAAUUUUUAUCAGGAGCUGGAUUUGGUACAGACUUGUAUGAGCCAGAAGGCAUGCUUCAUUGCUUUAGCAUCCCUGGCCUGGUUUCUCAUGAACCUGGUUCCAGAGAUGCCAGUGAUGCAAUGAAGGGCAAAAUCUUUGAACUUGUAAGGGAGUUAGAUGAGUCCAAAGCUGAAAAGGAAAGCCUGGCUAGAAAAAUGGACCAGAUGGAGUGCUACUAUGAGGCUCUUGUUCAAGAGCUUGAGGAAAAUCAGAAGCAAAUGCUGGCAGAGUUGCAGAAUCUCAGAAAUGAGCAUUCCACUUGCCUUUACACAAUUUCAUCUACUAAGGAUCAGAUGGAAACCAUGCACCAAGAAAUGAGUGAACAUAUCUUAAGAUAUGCUGAGGAUAGGCAAGAAUUGGAAUCUCUCAACAAGGAGCUUGAAACAAGAGCUGUUGCUUCUGAAGCAACACUCAAAAGGGCACGCUUGAAUUACUCAAUAGCAGUGGAUCAGUUACAGAAGGACCUUGAGCUGCUUUCUUUCCAGGUUUUGUCUAUGUUUGAGACUAAUGAGAGCCUCAUUAGACAGACUCACGCAGAAGCUUUACAACCAUGCUUUCAAGGGUGCCCAAACAUGGCACAGAAUCGUAAGAUGGAUUUAAAGGAUUCUGACACUGCUGCACUCUUGAAGUGUCAGAAUCAAAAUGCAGUGGCAAGGAAACAAUCUUUAGGAAGUGAUAUGCUUUUAGAGGACUUGAAAAUGUCCAUCCACUUGCAGGAAGAGCUUUACCGGAAAGUUGAAGAAGAAUUGUGCGAAAUGCAUGUGGUGAAUGUGCACUUGGAUGUGUUCUCAAAGACUCUACAAGGAACUCUGGUUGAAGCUGCAGGUGAUAUUAGAUGUAUGAAAGAAAAACUGGAUGAACUUACGCAAAAACUGGAGCUCUCAUACAAAUCUGAGGAGUUGUUGAUGCUAAGGCUGCAGAAUGCCAUGGAUGACAUUCACUCCUUGAAUGAACACCAGGCCAAUUGUAUUGCUAGGUCCAAUGAUAUAGCUCUCCAAAAUCAAAAAUUGGAAGCAAAACUAGGAAAUGUCACAAGGGAAAAUUGUCUUCUUAGACAGAAAAUUACAGAAUCGGAAGCCUUGAUGCAGGCUUGUGCUGCUGACAAAACAGAGUUGGAAAAUUUAUUGAAACAAGAAAGUCUAAGAAAUGGCACUUUUCAAAAUGAAAUUUCCUCUUUGGAGGAAGAAUUGGACACUGUAAAAACUGAAUUUGAUGACAUGGCUUCUGCGAAAGAAAAUCUGCAAAAGAUUCUCAACUUUUUGCAAGAUAAGUUGGAAAAUCUCUUGGAAUCUUAUGACGAAAGGCCAAACAAAGAAUCUCUCUGGAGUAAAUCCGUGUCUCAGAACUUGGAGUUAAUGGACUUCAUGGCUGUUGUCUCGCAGUUAGAGGAGCUUCAACAAAGCACCAGAGGAAAUAUUCUUCAGCUCUUGGAUGAGAAGAAAGAUCUGGAGAUGGAGAGAGACAUUGCUCAAGCAUCCCUAAGCACUGGAAAAUCAGAAAUUCUGAUCAUUAGGCAGACAUUUGAGCAUGAUAUGCAGGAGAUGAUGAAUAAAUUAAAUGCAUCCAAUGCUCUUGUGCAAAAGUUGCAGUUGGAACUAGAGGCUAUGGCUAACAGACUCGAGGUUAGAUCUGAAGCUGAAGAAAAAUAUGUGCAUCAGAACACACAGCUUUUCUCUGAUCUUGCUUAUUUUAAAUUUCAGCUGGAACAGGUUACCUCUAAGAACAAAGACCUUGCUCAAGAAAUCUCAGCUCUGGAGACUGUAACUGAGGAACUUGGUAGGAGUAAGUUGACAAUAGCAGAAUUUACACAAGAAAACCAAGUUCUGAUGGCAUCUUUACAGGAUAAAACUGAGGAAUCUGUCAAGCUGGCAUUGGAAGUUAAUAAUUUAAAAGAAAGUUUGAGAUGUCUGCAGGAUGAUUUGCAUGUUGAGAGAGAAAACAGAGGUAAUCUAGAGGGUUUAGUUACAGAAUUUACUCACAAGUUGAGUGAGAAACAUGAUCAGUUGCUCCAUUUUGACCAACAGAAAACUGAAUUGGUCCGUUUCAAACAAAUGGCAUCAGAUUUAGAAAUAGAGAAAUCGAGAUUCUGUGACCUUUUGAAGCACUAUGAGGAUCGCCUGCAACAGGUUCAUGAAGAAUCUUCUUCUAUUACUGGUCUGGAAAGUCAGUUAUCUGAUAUGCAUGAACUUUUUAUAGCUGCUGAUGUUCAAAUCAUCUUCACCAUGCUUCAGUAUGAGGCCCAGUUUGAGGAGCUUGUUCAGAAAUUUCAGUCUUCAAAUAGGAACCUCAGGGAGCUUCACAAGCAGCAUAUUGAUGUACAAAAUAGACUAAAUCUCUGUCUUGUUAGUGAAGAGAGGUACGUUGAAGAAAAUACAAGAUUGUCUUUGACUCUUGAAUCCCUGAGCUCUGAUUUAGAUGCCUUUUUUACACAGAACAGAGUCCUUCUGGAUACGAACAGCCUCAUGAAGGCUGAACUUGAGGAGUACAAGAAUCAAGCUUCAGCUAUGGAGGUCAGAUUUUUGGAGGAUAAAAAUUUACAUGCUAUUGAGCUUGAGCAACUGAAUCACAUGCUAAAAAGUUUUCAGGAAGAGAUUGACAAUCUGACAAUCUCCAACGUUGAACUGGAAACUAAAGGUAUAGUUCUUGAAGCCAAACUGGAUGAACAGCGUGCUCAGUUAACCUCGCAAGAAGAAUGUGACAAUAAGUUAGUGAUGCUGCAGAAUCAGUGCAACGAGCUUACCCGCAGGCUCUCCGAACAGAUUUUGAAGACGGAAGAGUUUAAGAAUUUGUCCAUCCAUUUAAAGGGGCUUAAGGACAAGUCUGAUGCUGAGUGCCUUCAGGCUCGUGAGAGAAGGGAACCUGAAGGUCCAUCAGUUGCAAUGCAAGACUCCUUAAGAAUUGCCUUCAUUAAAGAACAGUAUGAAACAAAGCUCCAAGAACUGAGACACCAACUUUCUAUUUCCAAAAAGCAUGGUGAGGAGAUGCUGUGGAAAUUACAAGAUGCCAUUAAUGAACUUGAGAGCAGAAAGAAAUCAGAGGCUUCUCACUUGAAGAAGAAUGAAGAUCUAUCACUAAAGAUCUUAGAAUUAGAGGCUGAGUUACAGUCAGUGCUUUCUGAGAAGCGUGAAAAAAUCAAAGCUUUUGACCAGAUAAAGGCUGAAUUAGAAUGCUUAUUGAUAAGUCUGGAAUGCUGUAAGGAAGAAAAACAGAAGGUUGAAGCUUCUCUGCAAGAAUGCAAUGAUGAAAAGUCUAAAAUUACAGUUGAACUUAAUUUGAUGAAAAAACUGCUGGACCAUUCCAUGUCUUCUGUGAACGUUCAGAAGGAAGGAAAUGAUGGAUCACAAGAAGUGCAGCUCAUGUCUGGUGAACUGUUUACAGGAAAGGGUUAUCAGAAAAAUCCAGUUGUAAGUACACCUAGCCAUGGAAUAAUAACUAUGAAUGUGGAUUCUGGGAAUUGUUUAAAAGGAAGCCCAUCUAAGUGCUUGGAUCAAGACAGAUCAAUGAACUGUGAAGAGGUAGAUGAGUGCUCAACCGCCAAUAGUGAAGAUGUACAUCCAAACAAGUUCGACAGUAUGCAGCCUGUGCAGAAUUCUGCAAUACCAAAGAGUGUGCAUGGAAUUCCAAUGCAUGCAUUCGCAGAUCAAGGGAAUUUGCUGGUUGGUGAAGGAACACAAUUAGCUGUUAUGGAUGAUCAUUUCAAAGCUCAGAGUUUAAAGUCAUGCAUGGACCACCUACAUAAAGAGUUGGAACGGAUGAUACAUGACAACUCUCUCUUUGCACAAGAUAAUAAUUUUGAUCCAAAUUUUAAAGGUUUACAAAGAGAGUUGAUACAGUUACAUAAGGCAAAUGAAAAAUUGGGAAUUAUAUUCCCUUUGUUUAAAGAAUUUCCAGUCAGUGGAAAUGCGUUGGAAAGGGUGAUUGCUUUAGAAAUUGAGCUUGCUGAAGCAUUGCAAUCAAAGAAGAAAUCAAGCAUCCAUUUUCAGAGUUCUUUCCUCAAGCAGCAUAGUGAUGAGGGGGCAAUAUUCCAGAGCUUCAGAGACAUCAAUGAGCUGAUAAAGGACAUGUUGGAACUGAGGGGACGGAAUGCAGCAGUGGAGAGCGAGCUAAAAGAGAUGCAUGCCCGUUAUUCUCAACUGAGCCUCCAGUUCGCAGAGGUUGAAGGAGAGAGAGAGAAACUUAUGAUGACACUCAAGAAUAUCCGGGCUUCUAAGAAGCCCUUGCAUUUUAAUCACGCAGCGGCUGCCCUUGGGGACCAUUCCUCCUAGCCACAGAGAUGGACCACAACUAAUUUCUUGUGAAGGGUUCCAGAAAUAACUCUGGCUUCAGGUAUUGACACCUCCUUUGCGGCUGGCAUUUACCCUGUAUAAUUAGGUGGAUAACUGUGCUGACUCCAAUGAUUGAACUCUACAAGCUUGGCAGGAGAAGUCUUAGAGCUAAGAGAAUCUUAGGUUGUGUUUGAAAGCAUAAUUUUUGGGCUUUGGAUUUUAAAUUUGUGUAAAUUUGAAAAGAACCCAUGUCGUAUUGUACUGCAUUUUGACAAAACUUACAUAAAAUUCAAAUCCAAAGUCUGAAGUUAGGCUUCCAACAUGGGGUUAAGUGUAAAUAAAAGAUUCACCAGGUUGCCAUUUCUAAUGUCAUAAAGAUAUAUCUAAUGUCAUAAAGAUAUAGUAGAUUCCUGUGAUAUGUCAAACAAAUUUUUUUUCCUCGUUACUCGCCCUCUCUGGAAACUGGUGUAAUUCUUUGUGCUGUAUAGUAAAUCAAAAUUCUUCUUUUGCUACC
This is a messenger RNA of Malania oleifera, 7147 nucleotides long. RefSeq lists its product as uncharacterized. The transcript is spliced from 11 exons. NCBI's taxonomy places the organism in Eukaryota, Viridiplantae, Streptophyta, Magnoliopsida, Santalales, Ximeniaceae. Bases 904 to 6633 code for a protein of 1909 amino acids. The record is from RefSeq and is a predicted model, not a curated record.